UUUAUAAUAUCAGCUGUAUUCCUUGUAAAGACCAUCAAAACUAGUAUAUUCCAGAGAUUCUGGCUCCAAAAAUGUCAACCAUCACUCUGUGAAUUGAUGACGAAGUAAUCAAGAGCCUAAAAUCGACAUAUAUAUUAUAGGAUCUCCAUAUAUGGGAGAGUAGGAAGAACCUGAAUUCAGCAGCUCAAAAUGGUACUGAAGUUCUUCUUUCAAGUUUUUCCAUUGUCGCUAAUUGUGUUGACAGCUUUACAUGUUGAUGUAACUGCGAGCUAUCCUAUUCUUAGGUCAUUAAGAUCUCAUAUAAUAAAGGGAUCUUCAUCAAGUGAGAAUUCUUAUGGAGACCUCCCAGCAGAAUUUAUUGCAUAUAAUUACACUCAAACGCUGGAUCAUUUCAAUUAUCAACCAGAGAGUUAUGCCACCUUCAACCAGAAGUACAUUAUCAACUUCAAGUACUGGGGUGGGGCAAAUACUAGCUCGCCCAUCUUCGUCUAUACAGGCGAGGAGUCUCCAGUUGCCGGAGACAUCCCUUAUGUUGCAUUUAUUGUUGAUCUUGCUUCGCGGUUUAGAGGUCUCCUGCUUUAUAUAGAGCAUCGAUAUUACGGUGACUCAAUGCCAUUUGGAUCCGAAGAUGAGGCUUUUCGAAAUUCCAGCACUCUUGGAUUCUUCAGCUCAACACAAGCUUUGGCAGAUUAUGCACAGGUGAUCAUUGACGUUAAAAAGAACCUGUCAGCAGAAAAUUGUCCUGUUAUUGCUCUUGGUGGAUCUUACGGCGGAAUGCUAGCAUCUUGGCUACGCCUGAAAUAUCCACAUGUUGUGAUUGGAGCAUUGGCAUCGUCAGCACCAAUUCUCUACUUCGACGACAUAACGCCUCAAGAUGGCUACUAUGUUGUCGUCACCAAGGAUUUCAAGAAUACUAGCGAGAAUUGUUACAAUACAAUAAAAGAGUCCUGGUCUGAGAUUGAUAGAGUUGCAGCCCAAGCAAAUGGUCUUCAGAUCCUUAGCAAUAUUUUCACUACUUGCAGUCCUUUAAAUUCGUCAGAAGAGCUCAAAGACUUCUUAGAAUUAGUAUACGUGGCUUCCGCUCAGUAUGAUAAUCCACCAGAUUAUCUAGUGAGUAAGGUGUGCAGUGGCAUCGAUGGAGUCCCAAAUGGAACUUAUAUUCUCUCCAAAAUUGCUGCUGGUCUCAACUCUAGCUUUUCUAGCGGAGGAUGCAAUUAUAUAUCUGAUCUUCAACCAAGUAAUAAGAGUGGGUGGGAUUGGCAGACAUGUACUGAGAUGGUAAUGCCAAUUGCAGUUGGAGAAAAUGAUGCAAAUACAAUGUUCCAACCAUCGCCUUUUGACAUUAAAAACUAUACCAAAACCUGUCAAGCCCUUUUUGGUGUAACCCCAAGGCCGCAUUGGGUUACUACAGAAUUUGGUGGCCAUGAUAUAAAAUCUGUACUUGGAAAUUUCGCCAGCAACAUCAUAUUUUCCAAUGGACUGCGAGACCCAUAUAGUUCUGGAGGGGUUUUGGAGGACAUAUCUGAUACAGUUGUAGCUGUCAAAACCAAUGAAGGAGCUCACUGCUUGGAUAUACUUACUGCUACUUCAAGUGAUCCUGACUGGCUGGUUGCACAGAGAGAGAAGGAGAUCAAAAUUAUUGAAUAUUGGAUUGCUGAGUACAAUGCAAAACUUUUCAAAAAGACAAGCAACUAGGUUGAUCUGUAUAUGCACCAUCUGGCUUACUUGUGCGGUGAAUAAGGAGCAUUGUGAUUGAGUUUAAUUUCUUAAAUUUUCUUACUGUAUUAUCCUUAAUAAUUUGGAGGAAGGAGAUGAAAAUAGUGUUUAGAUUUUGAUCUAUCUACCUUGUAGAUAAGUCUGAAUGGAGAUAGUUUGGAUAUUAAUAAUUGAAGUCAUAAAGUUAACGGCAA
Messenger RNA from Mangifera indica (mango), 1910 nucleotides. RefSeq names its product lysosomal Pro-X carboxypeptidase-like. The transcript is spliced from 9 exons. Gene Ontology annotation, molecular function: serine-type exopeptidase activity; dipeptidyl-peptidase activity. Lineage: Eukaryota; Viridiplantae; Streptophyta; Magnoliopsida; Sapindales; Anacardiaceae. The record is from RefSeq and is a predicted model, not a curated record. Gene Ontology annotation, biological process: proteolysis. The coding region runs from base 190 to 1695 and encodes 501 amino acids.